AUGUAUUAUGGUCCUAUGCAUGGGUGGUGGAUGUUUCCGUUCGAGAGGAUCAUUGGGGCACUCCAAAAAACAAAUACCAACUACAAGAUAGGAGAACUAGAGAAGACAAUGCUGGAGACAUUUUGUGCAGCCACAAAUAUUAAAGCCAUGGUGCAGGAUCCCACAGGACCAGCCAUUCUCAAUGAAGCCAUGACAAUUUUGGGUCAAUAUUGUGACCCAUUCACAGGAGGCAAUAUCCAUACCAAAAUGGACAUUCUGUUAGCAGGCAGACAUGAUUGCCCGAUAACCUCCUGA
Suillus bovinus is the source of this 294-nucleotide messenger RNA. RefSeq lists its product as uncharacterized. The transcript has 2 exons. Bases 1 to 294 code for a protein of 97 amino acids. The record is from RefSeq and is a predicted model, not a curated record. NCBI's taxonomy places the organism in Eukaryota, Fungi, Basidiomycota, Agaricomycetes, Boletales, Suillaceae.